Molecule: messenger RNA, 835 nt
Organism: Eptesicus fuscus (big brown bat)
Lineage: Eukaryota; Metazoa; Chordata; Mammalia; Chiroptera; Vespertilionidae
Exons: 10
Coding region: 71-751 (226 amino acids)
Source: RefSeq, a predicted model, not a curated record
UCAGAACACAUACCGGGUGACCUAGGAAGAGGUAUCAUCAAGGGUGAAGCCAAGAAACUAUCAAUGCAGCAUGCGGAGACUGAUUCAGAACACUUACCGGGUGACCUUGGAAGAGGUAUCAUCAAGGGGGAAGCCAAGAAACUAUCAAUGCAGCAUGCGGAGACUGAUUCAGAACACUUACCGGGUGACCUUGGAAGAGCUAUCAUCAAGGGGGAAGCCAAGAAACUAUCAAUGCAGCAUGCGGAGACUGAUUCAGAACACUUACCGGGUGACCUUGGAAGAGGUAUCAUCAAGGGGGAAGCCAAGAAACUAUCAAUGCAGCAUGCGGAGACUGAUUCAGAACACUUACCGGGUGACCUUGGAAGAGCUAUCAUCAAGGGGGAAGCCAAGAAACUAUCAAUGCAGCAUGCGGAGAGUGAUUCAGAACACUUACCGGGUGACCUUGGAAGAGCUAUCAUCAAGGGGGAAGCCAAGAAACUAUCAAUGCAGCAUGCGGAGACUGAUUCAGAACAGUUACCGGGUGACCUUGGAAAAGCUAUCAUCAAGGGGGAAGCCAAGAAACUAUCAAUGCAGCAUGCGGAGACUGAUUCAGAACACUUACCGGGUGACCUUGGAAGAGGUAUCAUCAAGGGGGAAGCCAAGAAACUAUCAAUGCAGCAUGCGGAGAGUGAUUCAGAACACUUACCGGGUGACCUUGGAAGAGCUAUCAUCAAGGGGGAAGCCAAGAAACUAUCAAUGCAGCAUGCGGUAGGGGCUAGUGCGGAACGCUCAACAGAUGAAACUGCAGGUGGCGUAAUAAAGGGACAGCUGAAGACACAAUCAAUGGAACUCCUUG